CAGACUAACCUCUUCCGGUUCCGGUCAGCGCUGUUUGUUGUGAGUUGAUGUUAAACUCGUUUUUUCGCCUCAACUUUAGUUUUGGUUCGUUUUGAUAAAGAGACGAAGCUGAUGCUCCGGGGGGGGGGGCGGUGUGAGCUGGUGUUAGCCGGUGUUAGCCGGUGUGAGCUGCGGUGAGCUGGUGUUAGCCGGUGUUAGCCGGUGUUAGCUACGGGUAGCGGGUCUUAGCCGGGGUCAGCGGGCAGGAUGAGCUCCUUCGUGGCCCUACACACUCAGCUGGCCACCGUCAUGGAGUCUUUGGUUCACGCUGCGGUGGCGGAGCUCAAGAAGCUGGUGGAGAACAGCUCGACCUUCCUGGAGCUCCGGACCGAAGAGGAGCUGCCUCUGCCGGCCAAAGUUUCAUCAGAGAGCAGGGAGAAGACGGUGCUGUUUGCCUCCAUCAUGGAGACCCUGGGGAACGAGGCUCUGGGGAAAAUUAUGAACAUCGUGGAUGAAGCCGAGCUGGUGUCCGGACGGAGUGGGAAGAGACCACAGACCAGCGUCCUCAACAUCCUAAACAACGCACAAGUCGAGCUGGAACACUCGUACGGCGUCCGAUUGCAGAGCUGCGACACGGACAGGUCGCCACAGACGUCGCUGCUGACCAAACCAGAGAAGGAGACGGUGGAGGUUCCGUUUGUGUCGGCGGUGACAGUCAAAGACGAACGUGGAAACAUCGACCUAGGAGCCAUCGCUGAGAGAGCUCAUGAUGAAGCUCAACCUCUUCUAAUCGACCGGCAGGAGAAAAUUUCCGCUUCCCCUGAGUUUGUUCUUGAGAGCGUCACCUGGAAGUACUUCAUAUGCACGCUGUGCGGCAAAUCCUUCACGUCUCAGAGCAACCUUAAGAGCCACCAGCGCAUCCACACCGGGGAGAAGCCGUUCUCCUGCAGCAUCUGCGGCAGAGCGUUCCGUCAAAGGCAGAGCAUGCAGAGCCACACGCGCAUGCACACGGGUGAGCGGCCGUACAAGUGUCCCGAGUGCGAGAAGUGUUUCACCAAACAGGCGCAGCUGAAGACGCACUCCAUCAUCCACACUGGGGAGAAGCCGCACGGCUGUGAGGUGUGUGGCAGCCGCUUCAGCCUGCUGCAGAACCUGCACCGCCACGAGCUCACGCACACGGGCAAGAAGCUCUUCGUCUGCAAUGUGUGCGGAAAAGGUUUCACCCGUUCCGUCACGCUUAAGACUCAUGAACUCAUCCACACGGGACAGAAACCCUUCAAAUGCGAGGAGUGUCCCAAGACCUUUCGCCACGCAGUCAACCUCAAGAACCACCAGAGGAUCCACAGCGGCGUGCGGCCCUUCAGCUGCGACCUCUGUGGGAAGAGCUUCCGCCAGUCAGUGAACCUGAAGAUCCACCGCAGGAUCCACACCGGCGAGCGACCGUUUAGCUGCCAGGAGUGCGGCAAGACGUUCAGCCAGCAAAGCAGCCUGAUCUCACACGGCCGCACACACUCAGCCGAGAAGCCGUUCGCCUGCAGCUCCUGCGACAAGAAGUUUAACAACGCCAACAGCCUGAAGCUGCACGAGCGCAUCCACACGGGGGAGAAACCGUACACCUGCGACAUCUGCGGCAAGACCUUCAGUCAGGGAAGUCAUCUGAGGACUCACAAGAGACACGUCCACGCUGGCGGCAAACAAUUCAUCUGCGACAAAUGCGGGAAGAGAUACUCAGAUCAACGCAACCUGAAGUUGCACAAGUGCAGCUACGCGUGAACAAGAUGACGCAGGGAUUUAAAAUGAAAUGUAUUAAAGUUCUGGACAUUCAGGGAUUAAAACUCAGUUUGAAUUUUAUUUUACUUAUGAAACAAACUUGAAAGUUUUUUUUUAAAGAAGAAAAUUAUUUAUUCAGUGGUGAGGGGGGGUAAAGUUUUAACCAAUCAGAUGUCAUAUGUGUUGAUAUGUGCUGGGCUUUGAACAGGCGUUUAAGUGAUUCAUUUAAAAAACUACAUUACCCAUGAGCCUCUUCUCACAGCAGUGCACAAUCUUUGACCUUUGAUAUUUAGAGGUGAGAGAGGACUGAAAGUAUGAGGUGUGACUGUCUACGUGGACGCUAAAUACUUUAUGGACGAUGGCAAGCAAUAGGGUAACGGCUGCUCAGUUAUACAACGGAGCAAAACACCCGGUUACAGAUCCCUCAUGUUUUUAUGAGAAGUGUCAAAGUGUUUUUGUUCAUUAUGAAACUGACGAGACAAAUUAGAAAAUGCCACAGUGGAUAUAAUGAAUGAAACUCGGGUUUAGGGCUUCAGCCUCGGUGCAGGGAUGAGCUUUCACAGCGCCCCCUAGUGGAUGUUCCGAAUGAUUGGACCAGACGAGGACACCUGCCUGAAAUAAGCCCGGCCCAGUGAAACACUGUUCUCUGAUUGGUUGAAAACAUUAGUACAAAUGAUGUUGCUCAAUGCGUCUGUAAAUAUUCACAUUGUAGGAUUUUUAUAAUAUUUUCGAAUUUUGUAAAAAAUAAUAAAUGUUAAAGUUCUGUUGCAA
Molecule: messenger RNA, 2520 nt
Organism: Hippoglossus stenolepis (Pacific halibut)
Lineage: Eukaryota; Metazoa; Chordata; Actinopteri; Pleuronectiformes; Pleuronectidae
Exons: 5
Coding region: 247-1752 (501 amino acids)
Biological process (GO): regulation of transcription by RNA polymerase II
Molecular function (GO): RNA polymerase II cis-regulatory region sequence-specific DNA binding; DNA-binding transcription factor activity
Source: RefSeq, a predicted model, not a curated record